Molecule: messenger RNA, 195 nt
Organism: Arabis nemorensis
Lineage: Eukaryota; Viridiplantae; Streptophyta; Magnoliopsida; Brassicales; Brassicaceae
Source: the annotation of a GenBank genome assembly
AUGGUUUCCAAAUUCAGCAUUGGUUCAUUUGUAAUUAGCUUGGCAAUCGUACUGAUGAUGGUUCGUGUACUAAACCGUAAGGAGCUUCAAAGGGGACACACUGCAGAGAUGUUGAGUCUCCUCUCGGUUAAUCGGAAGGACAGAUUUACACCGAGGUUUUACAUUGCCGCAGCUACGGAUAACACGAGUCUCUAG